Molecule: messenger RNA, 1744 nt
Organism: Cryptomeria japonica (Japanese cedar)
Lineage: Eukaryota; Viridiplantae; Streptophyta; Pinopsida; Cupressales; Cupressaceae
Product: cytochrome P450 71AU50-like
Exons: 2
Coding region: 66-1607 (513 amino acids)
Molecular function (GO): heme binding; monooxygenase activity; oxidoreductase activity, acting on paired donors, with incorporation or reduction of molecular oxygen
Source: RefSeq, a predicted model, not a curated record
AUUGAAAUAGAGCCCCAGUUUGAAGCAUAAGUGGGUAUGAGGCUAUAUUCUUUCCAGACCCUACAAUGGAGUUUCUGAGCAUUACAUGGAUUCCUUUGCUUCUAGUCCUCUUCAUUAGAAGUCUGUUAGUUGGAAAAGCAAGAAAAACAUCAAAACUCCCGCCUGGUCCAACUCCUUUGCCCAUCAUCGGCAACCUCCAUAUGCUCUCCAAACUUCCGCACAGAGAUCUGCACACCCUUGCCCAAAAAUAUGGCCCAAUUAUGAGAAUCAACUUGGGUUCUCUUCCAACAAUUGUAAUAUCAUCUCCGCAUAUGGCGAAACAAAUUAUCAAAACCCAUGAUCACAUUUUUGCAAGCCGUCCUAUAAUGGGAGACAAUAACCACAUUCUAAGCCCUCAGAAAGUUGCAUUCGCUCCGUAUAGCCCAUACUGGAAUUUCAUGCGCAAAGUCCUCGUCCGGGAGCUCUUUUCCCCCAAGAAAAUGAAGUCGUUUGCGUCCCUCAGAGCCCAAGAAGCCCUUGCCAUGACACAGUCCAUUCUAAAGACUGCGGCUACAAAUGCCAAUGCCGGUACAAAUCCCUCAGUUGUAGAUGUAACGAGAGAAGUAACUUUUUUCACAAAUAAUAUAAUCUGUAGAAUGUCAUUUGGGAAGAAAUGCAAUGAAGCUGAGCUGGGUGGGAAUCUGUUUAAGGAAGUUCUGGAUGAAGCCAUUGCUGUGUCAUGUGGUUUCAACUACAGGGAUUAUAUUCCCCUGUUGGGUAGGCUUGAUUUGCAAGGACUUAAGCGAAGACAGGCCGAGCUUACUAAGAUUUUUCAUGUGCUUCUGGAGAGAAUUGUGGGCGAGCAUUUACAAAGAAGGAAAAAUGGUAGCAAUUUGGAGUGUGAGGACUUUGUGGAUGUCCUGCUUUCCUUGUCUGAAGAUGGGUCCAUGGAGAUCAAAAUCACAUCAGACCAUAUCAAGAAUGUCGUUUUUGACCUACUGAUUGCAGGAACAGAUACAUCAGGAGCUACAUUGGAAUGGGGAAUGUCAGAUCUGCUUAGAAAUCCUUCUGCAAUAAAGAGAGCUCAAGAAGAACUUGACUCUGUAGUAGGACAGAAUCGUAUGGUAGAAGAAUCUGAUCUGCCUCAUCUUCAGUAUUUGCAAUCAGUGGUGAAAGAAACAUUGAGGCUUUAUCCCUCUGCUCCUCUGCUCCUUCCACAUGAAUCUAUGGAGCGGUCUACGAUAGGUGGGUAUCAAAUACCAGCGAAGACUGGUGUUCUUGUAAAUGCAUGGGCUAUUGGAAGAGACCCCAUCAUAUGGGAAGAAGCGAGUGAGUUCAAACCUGAAAGAUUUUUGCGAAGCCAAAUUGAUGUGAAAGGUCAAGACUUUGAACUCAUACCAUUUGGUUCUGGUAGGAGAGGAUGCCCAGGAAUACGAUUAGCAUUGCCUAUGAUUCAGCUAGUACUUGGACAGUUAUUGCAUUGCUUCAAUUGGUAUCUUCCAAAAGGAGUCACCCCCGAGACACUGGAUUUUUCAGAUUUUUUUGGUAUUACCAUGCCAAGGGCAGUUCAUCUUCUUGCAAUUCCAUUUCCACGCCUUCCAUUGAAGCUCUAUGAGCCUCAGUACUAAUCUAUGUUGAAAUGAGGUAAUCUGUUGUACAGUAUGUAAUAUAUUUCGUUGCUUGUUCAGGAUUUUCAUUAAAGUUGUCUGUGUCUAUGAGAGAGCUCUUUCCUACUGCAUCUUCAAUCAAAUUGUUUUUUAUUAAA